Molecule: messenger RNA, 3431 nt
Organism: Pygocentrus nattereri (red-bellied piranha)
Lineage: Eukaryota; Metazoa; Chordata; Actinopteri; Characiformes; Serrasalmidae
Gene: npdc1b
Product: neural proliferation, differentiation and control, 1b
Exons: 9
Coding region: 230-1231 (333 amino acids)
Cellular component (GO): membrane
Source: RefSeq, a predicted model, not a curated record
UCGGCGCGGAUCGUCCGCAGGCAGCAGCGGGGCUGUGCGGGUGAGCAGCAGCAGCAGCAGCAGCGGCGCGCUCGGAGAUGAACGACUGAGCACAGCUGUGGAUGUGAGGAGGUUUGAGUUUAUUAACUAGCAGCUUCCUUGGUGUUUCCGUCGUCCCGGGCCGGGGGGAUGCUGAGCCCCGGGUCCCACACUUUGCCACAGCGAUCAUAAGGAGCUCUGCAGCCGCAGCAUGUCUUCAGCACGGAGAGAAGCGCAGAGCACGCCGAGGGCCUCGCUCCUCACCCGGGCUCUGCUACUCGCCACCAUCGCUAUCGGCUCUACUGUGGCAGCCGUAGGUCAGUGCCCCCGCAGCUUGGACUGUGCCCGAGAGGGCCGCCAUUUUUGCCAGCCCGGCUCGACCCUCUGCGGCCCCUGCCUGGCUCCACUCGUGGAGAACAAGAAAGGGAAAUGUGUGGUCAGGAGACGGAACCACUUCAAAGUGGCUGAGCUCCCUGAGCUAGAUGAAGAGAUUGACUUUCUCUCCUCCAUCAUCACCAAACACAGAGAGUCUGAGAUGAAACAUACAGCACCUUCUCAGGUUGCUCCUAAAGUGAAGGAGGACCUCUCACAGCUAAGAGGUCACUACAGACCAGUAGCCUCUCCUAGCUAUGCCCCGACAGGACGUCCUGUAUCCAGCGCACUGACCACGUCAUCACCAACGACCAGCCCAAGCUCUCCUAGCCCCAGUCCCAGGCCCGGUAGUCCCCUGUUCUCAGCAGUGCAGAGCGCCCCCAUCAUCAUCCCCUACCCCUCAGAGGACCACUCUUUCAUUGUUAUGACAGGAGUGUGUCUCUUGGUGGGUUCAGUGGCCUUGGUCCUGGCUGGAGUGUGUUGGGUCAGGAUGCAGAGAGGAAGUCGUCUGGCUCAGAAAGUGGACUAUCCAGCCUUUGGGGUGAUGAGCCCUCAUUCUUACGACAGCACCUCUUCUGGAGAUAAAAAGUUGGCCCAGAGCGCUCAGAUGUACCACUAUCAGCAUCAGAAGCAGCAGAUGUUGUCUCUGAAACAAAGAGAUGAACCCAAGAUCCCAGAAUCAGGAGCCACUUCUGAUGAGGAGAAUGAGGAUGGAGACUUCACUGUGUAUGAAUGCCCUGGGCUCGCUCCAACUGGUGAGAUGGAAGUGAAGAACCCUCUGUUUGAUGACUCCACCCUUAACCUUCAUCUUCACCUUGAUCUUCAGAGGAGUUACAACUAAACCAGGACGUUCUUGCACGAUCACGCUGAAGAUACCGCGAUCAAAUCACCCCCUCAACCAUACUGACGUUUUCGCCAGUUACCCUCUGGACACUGGUCGCCAUGUGGAGGAAAGCAGUUGAGAGAUGAAAGAAGGAAAGAGAAGACUGCAUGGACAGCACAGACUCUUGGUGUCUUGUGGGCAGCUGGUUCAUUGUUGUAGAGUUCGCUUUCUCCUCCUGCUCUUUCUCCUCUUCAACCUUCAUCUCCAUCCAGUGUUUAUUUAUUUAUUUAUUUAUUUAUUUACUGACUGUUAUGUCUGGUGUCUCUAGAAAGUGAACUCAAGACACAGUCAAGUGGGUAAUUAACUUGUUGACCUGCCUUUUAAACACAAAUACACCUGCACAGAUACCAGAUACCCCACCCCUAGCCACACUGUUCUGCAUGGUGGCUUGUUCAUUUUCUCAUGAACUGAGCAUUUUGUCAGAUUCUCACUGUUGGAGUCCUUGAUACACUGCCAACGUUUUGAAGCGAAGGCCUCUUUUUUUCUCUGUUCUGUCCGGUAUGUAGCGCUUAGCAAUGCUUCAUUUUUUCAUCAUAGAUUUCAUCAUAGAUUUCAGCCCUGCAACAGGAAGAUAUGCGUUUGUGUAACCUUCAAAAGUCGUCAGUGUACCACAGCCUUUACAGUAUAUGCACGCCUCAGUAUAGACCAUAAAGUGCAUGGCCAUUCAACUAGCCAUUCUCAUCACCAUGGACAGCUCCGCCACAUGGAGAAACAUCUGCAGCCGAUCCUACCGUCUGCACUCGCCAGCUCCAGGAAUCCUUACUGGACGUUUCCUUUAGGAAAAAAAGGCUUUAAACUUUGCACACUCUCAACUUCACUCGUUCCUUCAAAGCUUGAAGGACAAGCACUGCAGUACCGAACAGAAGUCUGAUCAACUUAAAGCUAUUUAUCUGGACAGUAUGAUAUACUCACUUAGAGAAAUGUUAACAUUAGCAUAAAUGCAACUAAACACAAGUUGUGCUGUUCUGGACAGUGUGGGACAGCCCAGGAUUUUUAAUCGUCCUCCAGUGUCUGCUCUGGCUACGGAAGUUUUCAUUAAGUUAAAUUAAAAUCAGGUGUGCUGGUGGUGGAAUUAAAGUCCAUACAAUUGGUGGAGCCACUGGAUCAAACUUGGUCUUCUAAAUAUCACAUAGCAUUUAGGAUUGAUAUCAGUAUCCACAGAUAUGUCCUUUUAAAAAAUUCAAAAAGAUUUUUAGAUUUGACCAAUAGUCACACCAAUAUUUAUAUUUAUUGUGCUCUGCAUAAUCUUUAGGCGACCCUGAGUUACUACACCAAAAUGUCUAGAAUUGUAUUCUUUUUACUGCAUUUGUAAAAAAAAUAAAACAGUGCUACUCCACAUAGCUAGUAUAAGGCAAAUCCAGGUAGAUUUAGUUACAAUUUCUUUGUUUUAUUUACAUGAUUAUGUAUCAGCAUCAACAGAUUAUGUACUUACAAACAUCAGAUAUCUGCAUUGACUCACUGUUUCCCUAUUUUUGCAUCCUUAACGUCAAUGCAGUUGCAGAAAACGAGAUAAUGUUUUUACUUUCUACUGUAUACAUGUUUGUUUGCGUUAAUUACAAUGUUAUAAGCCAUUUUAAAUGUACACAUUGCCCAGAUAAGUAGUUUUAAACCUUCUGCUCCCAGGGCUCAGGUUCAGUAUCAGGUCACUACCCAGCCAUCCUCUCUGCCUUUUAUUUGUACAAUAUUGUGAAUACUGUGCAAUGGAAACUGAACUCAUGCAUAGAACUACUUGAUGCUUAAACAUAUCAAACCAACAGAUAUUAGAUAAUAUCCCAUAUGGGUAGAGACAUAUGGGCAUAACGGAUUUGAAAAACUAGAGAGUUAGAGUGUAAAAAAAACAUGCAACAGAAUGUUGACUUGCAGUACAUGAGGUCUAUGUAUGUAUGAAGAAGCCACACUAAAUAUGUAAUUUACAUAUGUCACGUUUCUUUCUACCAAAGUAGAGUCAGUGAUGGUAUUUUUUAAGAAGCACCAGUUGUGGUUUUAAUAUUUUCAUAAUUGUGCACAUAUGAAUAACCCUAAAUUAUGAUGAUGUAGCCUUUGUAUAGUCCCGUAUGGUCCUACUAUGCAUGAUCUGAAGCUGUGGAAUGGUAAAGGGAGUUGGUAUGCAUUUAUGGUCCUUUGCAAAUUGCUUAAAUAAACCUAUACUUACAGUGUG